CGAGCAGGUGUGUCCUUAUUAAGGAGCACUGGAGUGUAUUUUUAUGAUGCAGACUUUUCAAGGACUGGAAAACUGAAUGGCUAAAUAAAGUGGAAGAUUUUGUGUGACUGCAGAGGGUCUCUGCUACAGCAACAUGAAGUCCAGGAGUUUAUUAUCACCGUCUCUGCUGCUUCUGCUCCUUCUGGAGUUCAGCGGUGUGUCUCUGCAGGAGAGCAGGAGGCCGAAUUUUGUCCUCAUGAUGGUGGACGACCUCGGGAUCGGAGACCUGGGCUGCUAUGGCAACAAAACUCUACGGACCCCCAAUAUCGACCAGCUGGCGGAGGACGGCGUGAAGCUGACUCAUCACAUCGCUGCUGCCAGCCUCUGCAGCCCCAGCAGGGCUGCAUUCCUCACUGGACGGUACCCGAUACGAUCAGGGAUUUACAGCACUGGCAAAAAUGUUGUCUUCAUGUUGAACGCAGCUCCUGGAGGCCUCCCCAGCAGAGAGAUCACUUUUGCAAAGCUAGCACAACAACAAGGCUACGAAACAGCACUCAUUGGAAAGUGGCACCUCGGACUAAACUGCCACAGCAGCGAUGAUCACUGCCACCACCCUAACAAUCACGGCUUUAACUAUUUCUUUGGGAUCCCUUUAACAAACCUGCGCGACUGCCAACCUGGACACGGCACAGUCUUCCAGAUCCAGAAAUACCUACCAUUAAAGACACUUGGCAUUGUCUUACUUACAGCAGUUUUCCUCCAUUACCGCGGCUUCAUCCCAGUCCACAGAAGGCUGUUCCUGGCUCUGCUGGCUGUGCUGAUCACAGCUGCAGGACUGGUUGCAGGAUUCCUCACAGUCAUCCCGUACUUUAACUGUAUCCUGAUGAGGGACCACAGAGUCAUAGAGCAGCCGUUUGUGUCUGAAAACCUGACGCAAAGGAUGACUCGGGAGGCUGUUGACUUUAUGGAGAAGAACUCUGAGAAGCCAUUCCUGCUGUUUUUCUCUUUUAUCCAAGUCCACACAGCCAUGUUCGCCUCUGCACCCUUCAGAGGAAGCAGCCAACACGGCAUCUACGGAGACGCUGUCCAUGAGGUGGACUGGAGCGUAGGUGAGCUCAUGCGGACUCUGGAUCGACUUGGUCUGAGUGAAAACACCGUGGUGUAUCUGACAUCAGAUCAGGGAGCUCACCUGGAGGAAAUCUCUGCGCGAGGAGAGGUGCACCGAGGAUGGAAUGGCAUUUAUAAAGCAGGGAAGUCCACAAACUGGGAGGGAGGGAUCCGGGUGCCGGGGAUCGUUCGUUGGCCGAGGAUGAUCCCAGCUGGCAGGGAGGUAGACGAGCCCACCAGCAACAUGGACGUGUUUCCGACGGUAGUUCGGCUGAGCGGCGCGUCGGCCCCUGAGGACAGGGAGAUCGACGGUCAUGACCUGAUGGGUUUACUCCAGGGAAAAACAGACAGAUCAGACCAUGAGUUUAUGUUCCACUACUGCAACAACCAGCUGAACGCAGUCAGAUGGCACCCACCAAACAGUAGCUCAGUGUGGAAAUCCUUUUUCUUCACUCCAAACUUCUAUCCAGAGAACGAAACAUCGUGUCUCCACACUCACGUCUGCUUUUGCAGCGACGUGACCUACCAUGAUCCUCCACUUCUCUUCGACCUCUCCAGGGACCCAUCGGAGACCACGCCGCUGACUCCUGACACCGAGCCUGCCUUCAGCUCCAUCCUGGCCGUGAUGAACGAGGCCGCAGAGACACAUCGGAGGUCAGUGACACCGGGAGAGAGCCAGAUGACAGCAGGUGGCGUGGUGUGGAGGCCCUGGAUGCAGCCCUGCUGCUCCACUUUCUCACAGCUCUGUCAGUGCCAGGAGGACGAGUAGGAAGACGGUGAUUUAGGAGGUAAAAUUUAAGCUCCUGAUGUGACUAGAGGAGACUUAAAUGCACUGAAGAAUUCUAGGGGAUCAUUGCAUGAAUGCAUUUUUGCAAAAGAGCCAAAGAACACAAUGGGUAAGCCUUACCCAUUAGGUACGUUUCCCACUGUGUUUUUUUGUGCUUAUCAGAGCUGUGACACAUCCCAGGUGUGUGUAUUCAUCUACUUCUUCAGCCUGAAGUCAGCAGCUGAAUAAUUACUGUAAUAAACCUGCUCCUUUAGCUGGCCUCUUUCCAGGCGGAGGCCUGAAUUUUUUCCGACAAGACGAGCUGAAAAAACAACACAAAUAAUAAACAAAAGCGGGGAAUCUCUCGCCCCGGGUGGAGACAGUAAUUUAAGGGAAGUCUUAAUUGAGCCUCAUUAGCAGGAGCAGCAGGUGGGGUUACAUAAUGCCAACGGGGGGAAGCACUGCAGGAGAUGUUGUUUGUGGUUUGCACUGGAAGGCUCGUUUUACAUGUUGAUAUUUCUGUUUUAAUAUGGUAUUAAUUUGCUGUUAUGCUUCAGUACAGCAGUAAAUUGGAUUAAAAUACAGAAAGGGCUCAUUAGAAACCGUAACCCUGAACUUCAGUGACAAAAACACAAUUGAACCUUUCCUAAUUUGCUCUUUCAUUGUUAACAUAAAGUAGAUAAAAGCAACUAUAGAGGAUUUUUGUUCAAUUUAGAAACAAUUAGAGCACAUGCUCUUAAAAAAUUUGCCCAAAUCUUGAAAAUAAACUGUGAUUUCUUGAUUUUCUGAUGCAUUACAACCAGGAAAAUGACUCCUAAAAUUGCACUCUCCUAACAUUUUAGGGCUUUACAUGUUUAUAUUAAUGAUCUCUGAAAUAGUUGAGUAUCAAAUAACAUCUUUUUAUAUGACUGAUUUGUGAGAAAACUGUACAAAGUUAACAGUAUUAAAAAAUCAUCCUCCUGUUAGGGCUGGGCAACGUGGACCAACGUGCUGCUUUGCAUGAAUAUGAAUAUGGUGUGCUGUGAGAUUUGGGGCAAAAAAAUUUGAAAACCACUGAUAUAGUAUAUAAAUGUUUUUCACAAUACCAAAGCGAUAAACCUUAGUAUAUUUUUUUUUUAAUCAAACCACAUUGCAACCUCCUAGUCCAUACUGUUUUGCUUGUCUUUUAAUAAAAAAAGUCCAGUUCUCUCUACCAGCCACCAUUGUUAACAGGCUUGCAGUCACUUCACCCCCAGGGGGCGCCAAAGAUCUCUAAGGAGGUCUGCUUGGUCAGAAUUAUUAUUAUUAUUAUUAUUUUUAAAAUCAAUAUUAGAAACAAAAUAUAUGACAACAUGUUAAAGCCAUCUAAAGAUGGAAAAAGAGAGAAUACGUACAUUUAUGCGCAAAAAAAUGUAAACUUUUGAAAUUAUGAAGUCAUAUAAUUACAAGAGGAGUUUAAAAAAUUACAUUGUGAUGCAAAAAAUUUCGAGUUUUUAAAUCCUUAAAUUUCUAAGUGUAAAAAUACCAGUUUAAAACUUUAGAUGUUAUGCAUUACAUAUCAUGCUUCAUCUGUGUACGUUUUUCUUAAUAAAUGUAAGAAUGACACAACAAUGAUCACUCUCUUAACUAAAACAAUUCAUAUCCAGUUUGCAAAAGGAGUCAAAAUAAUUACAAUUACAGCUUUUUCCCAAAAUUGUUCAAUCCUGGUUUAGUCUAAUAUUGUGUUGAUUUUAAUACAGAAUGAUUUAGAGCUUGUGUUGAUUGGAAAAUACAUAAGAUGAGGAAUGCAAGACAUAAUUGCAUAUCAUAUUGUAAUCACAAUAUUGGGGAAAAAAUUGCAAUUAGAUUAUUUUCUCAAAUCGUUCAGCCCUUGUAGCUCCCUAUUCUUUCUCCUUCAGUGAUGCUGAUUGGUGCGGUCAUUCUCAAGUCAGCUUGAAGCUUUGCAAGUUGGAACUGAUGACAGAUGUGAAAUCUGGAUAACUUUUAAAGGUUAUAAAUGCACAUUUUCUGACCCAAAACGGGAAGAAGGUAUAAACACACCUGAAUGAACAAAAUAAUUCGUGUUUUUCGAGAAAAAAAAAAAAAUCCUCUUUAAUGUCAAAGUGAAAAUGAAAGCAGAUUUCAACAAGGUAAUGUCAAUUAAACAAAAGUAUGUGGCCUCUCUCACUAGUCUCCUUCUUGCACGCUCACUCAUUUUGUGAGGACAGCCUGAUCUAGGCAGAUUUACACAUGUGCUACAGUCCUUCAGUUUCUUGCUGAUGGAUUUAACUCAGGGGUGUCAAAACUUAUUUCAAUUAGGACUGCAUUCAGAAAAACACAAGGCUGACAGGGCCAAUUAGACAUAGCUCACCUGUAGUUAAUAAAACUUAGUAAAACCAGUCUGAUGUAGUUUAAGAUGCACUUUUUAACUGAUAAACUUGAGGAACAGCCAUCUAAAAAAAAAGAAAGAGCCAACUGCAUGGAGCUGUAGGACCUUUAAGAAGUGUUUGGUCUUGAUUAGCAUAAUAUGCUUUAUAAACUGGACCUUGGGAGGGAGCAGAUAGAAUAGCAAAGUAGCACAGUUAUUUGCUGCUUUAAUCUUUUUGUUUCCAUCAUCAAGUUUCAUCAAUCAAGGUUUCCUUGCUUUGCUUGUCAAUAGGGGUGCUCCGAUUGCAAUUUUCUGGCUGAUCACCGAUCUUUAAAAAGCCUGACCUGCCGAUUCCGAUUUUGACCGAUACUGAUUUUUUUAUAACUGACAGCAUACACCUUCAAUGUUCCAAUCUUAUUUUAUUGAAAAACACUGAACAAUACCCGUGAAACAAUACAAACUUGUUGUUUUAACUGCACGAGGUCGCUCUCUCAAAUAUAAUUGAAAAGUUUAGAGCAUUACUGUCCAAACUACUAAAUUAUAUCAGUUCCUUUAGUCUUUAUUUUUCACAUUUUAGUAGGUAGAGGUAGAUAAGAUUGGCGGAUAAGAUCAGUUUCAUAUGUAAGUAUCGGCUGAUCACCGAUCCCCCAAAAUUAAGGAAAUCGGCACCGAUACCGAUUUUGGUCGAUCGAUCGGUGCACCCCUACUAGUCAAUAUGUUUACCAUUUACCUAGUUGUCUCAACUUAGUCAUGAAAAAAACCCUACAUCAACAAAUUCUUGUCAAAAUGUUUGUUUACAGAAUUAACAUAGCAGCACAGUCUGAUGUUGCAACUGAAAAGACCAAAGCUGUCAAGUACAUGCUUUGGGUUAAAAUGUGGGCUACAUUUAUUUGCAUUUUUAAAUUUUCCUGCAGGCCAAUAAAAAACGGCUCACCUGUCACAUUUGGCCCCCUGGCCAUAGUUUGGAUACUCUUGAUUGAAAUGAAAUUUUUUUGUAUCCUCCUCUUACUUUUUUAUAACCUUUUCUGUGAGUUGCUUGGAGUGUUCUUUUGUCUUUAUGGUGUAAUGGUAACUGUUUUUUCUGUCAAUAAACUAGAAAAAAGGGGGAGAAAAAA
Messenger RNA from Cheilinus undulatus (humphead wrasse), 5293 nucleotides. It is a transcript of the gene sts, whose product is annotated as steroid sulfatase (microsomal), isozyme S. The record is from RefSeq and is a predicted model, not a curated record. Lineage: Eukaryota; Metazoa; Chordata; Actinopteri; Labriformes; Labridae. Gene Ontology annotation, molecular function: arylsulfatase activity. The coding region runs from base 134 to 1855 and encodes 573 amino acids. The transcript is spliced from 10 exons.